CAGUUUGACAGAUGUUCAGUUAUCCUCCUGUCUUUCACCGAGAACAAGUAAAAACGUUUGGACAUUUAAUUGGAAACAAAACAGUUAUGACUACACCGAAAGAAAGCAAAAGCAAAGAUGAAGCUGAUCCCGAAGUUAUACCACGUCGCCAGCAGCGCACCGUCGAUAUUCUUACCUCCAAAACCGGUGGCGCCUAUAUACCGCCCGCAAAAUUGCGUCUAUUGCAAGCUGAAAUCACUGACAAAUCGUCCGCUGCGUAUCAGCGAAUCGCUUGGGAAGCGCUGAAAAAAUCCAUCCACGGCUACAUCAACAAAGUGAAUGUGGACAACAUUGGGAUUAUAACGCGCGAAUUGUUGAAAGAGAACAUCGUACGAGGUCGGGGUCUGAUUUGCCGUUCCAUUAUCCAAGCACAAGCUGCAUCACCCACAUUCACACAUGUGUAUGCAGCUCUCGUUGCUGUGAUCAAUUCCAAAUUUCCAAACAUUGGCGAACUUUUGCUGAAACGGUUGGUGAUUCAGUUCAAGCGAGGAUUCCGGCGAAACGAUAAAAUGGUCUGCUUAUCGGCGUCUCGCUUCAUUGCCCAUUUGGUGAAUCAGCGAGUGGCCCACGAAAUUCUGGCGCUGGAAAUUUUAACACUGCUCGUGGAAACGCCGACCGACGAUUCUGUGGAAGUGGCGAUAGCAUUUUUGAAGGAAUGCGGUUAUAAAUUGCAGGAGGUGUCGUCGAAGGGGGUCAAUGCAAUUUUCGAAAUGUUGAAAAAUAUUCUGCACGAAGGCAAAUUGGACAAGCGCGUCCAGUACAUGAUCGAAGUGGUGUUUCAAGUGCGUAAAGAUGGUUUCAAGGAUCACAUAGCAGUGAUGGAAUCGCUGGAAUUGGUCGAAGAAGACGAUCAAUUUACACAUUUAAUUAUGCUGGACGAGGCCACCGAUGCACAGGAUGUUUUGAAUGUAUUCAAAUUCGAUGCCGAGUACGAGACCAACGAAAACAAGUACAAAGGACUCAGCAAAGAAUUGCUGGGCAGCGAUGCCAGUGGUUCUGAAGACGAUGAGUCUGGCAGCGGAAGUGACGGCAGUGGUUCGGACGAAGAGGAAGCUGAAGGUGCCGAAGAGGAAAAGAAAAAUUUGAUCAUCGACCAAACGGAAACGAAUUUAGUGGCGCUACGGCGUACCAUCUACCUGACCAUUCACUCCAGUUUGGACUACGAAGAAUGUGCGCACAAGCUGAUGAAAAUGGAACUGAAACCCGGUCAGGAGAUGGAACUGUGUCACAUGUUUCUCGAUUGUUGUGCCGAGCAGCGAACGUACGAGAAAUUUUACGGCUUGUUGGCUCAACGCUUCUGCAACAUCAACAAGAUCUACAUUCCACCGUUUGAGGAGAUAUUCAAGGACACUUACGCAACAACACAUCGCCUGGACACGAACCGACUGCGGAAUGUCAGCAAAUUUUUCGCCCAUUUACUGUUCACCGAUGCUAUCGGAUGGGAUGUUAUGGAAUGUAUCCGAUUGAAUGAAGACGAUACGACCAGUUCCAGUCGAAUUUUCAUCAAAAUUCUGUUCCAAGAAUUGGCUGAGUACAUGGGACUGGGCAAACUAAAUGCGAGAUUGAAAGACGUUACGAUCCAGGAAUCGUUCAGCGGAUUAUUUCCCAGAGACAAUCCGAGGAAUACGCGGUUCGCUAUCAAUUUUUUCACGUCCAUUGGAUUGGGCGGCCUGACCGAUGAGUUGAGAGAACAUCUGAAAAAGGCACCAAAACUGAUGACACCAACCGUUACGGAAGUACUACAAACUAAAGAAGGUAGCAGCAGCAGCUCAGAUUCGAGUAGCAGCAGCAGUAGUAGUAGUUCGAGUUCCAGUUCAUCCGACUCAUCGUCGGAUUCGUCAAGCUCAAGCGAUUCGUCGGACAGCAGUGUUUCGGUGAAGAAAUCCAAGAAAAAGAAAAAGUCGUCGGGUCGUUCGGCAGCCAAAGUGUCGAAGAAGUCGGAUACAAAUUCACGACGAAGAAAACAUUCGUCCGAAGAACGAACAUCUGGCAGAGAUGAUAAGGUUAGAAGAAGAGAUGAAUCAAAGGCGUCUAAAGAGAAACACUCGUCACGACGGGAUUCGCGAGAACGGAAGGAGUCGCAGGUGGCUAAAGAUAAAUACGCACAGCGACGAGACUCACGUGAUCGAGACUAUGGUCGAGACGAUCGACGACGUGACAGAGACUCUCCGCGACGCCGUAAGAGGAACAGUGACAGUGACAGCAGCGAUAGAAUUAAGGACAGCAAACGCAGGAAAGAUGAUCGUCGGUAUGGUAAGUCCAAGCGAAGCGUUUCAAGUGAAAGAGAAUGAAUGUGUAAGAUGAACGGUUGUCGGUGAAAUUGAUAUGGAAAUAAAAAGAAAUGCGAGAGGAAGAUCGUC
Molecule: messenger RNA, 2399 nt
Organism: Bradysia coprophila
Lineage: Eukaryota; Metazoa; Arthropoda; Insecta; Diptera; Sciaridae
Gene: ncm
Product: pre-mRNA-splicing factor nucampholin
Biological process (GO): mRNA splicing, via spliceosome
Cellular component (GO): catalytic step 2 spliceosome
Molecular function (GO): protein binding; RNA binding
Source: RefSeq, a predicted model, not a curated record